CGUUUUGUGGCAUUUAUAAUUAAUUAUUGGCUAAUGCUCUUUUUGUACUUCAGAAUUCAUCUUAUAAAUGCCCUUUAUUUUAUUUCAUAAUUAUUAAUAAUUUGCAUACAUAGAUUUUCCUAACUUUUCAUUCAAUAAGAUCUUCAUCCACGAACUUUGUCAAAGAACAUCGUUCAUAGCAAAACAAACACUGAAUAGCAUAAAUUUCCUUUAAAAAUUCAAUAAUUUAAAAUCUUGUACAUAAGCAUGGUUUAAAUUAUCAUUUUAGGAAUAACCUGAAUCAGCUAUUUAAAUAUGGCUGCUUAUUUACCUGAUACAGAUAGUGAAGAUGAAUUACCACCUGGAUGGGAAGAACGUGCUACUUUAGAUGGGAAAGUUUUUUAUGCAAAUCAUGUAACAAAGAGCACUCAAUGGUCUCAUCCUAGAACUGGAAAGAAGAAAAAAGUGACUGGAGAACUUCCACAUGGUUGGGAGAAGAAAGUGAAUGAAGAUGGCAAUGUUUUUUAUGUUGAUCACGUUAACCACAAAACUACUUAUACAGAUCCAAGGUUGGCUUUUGCUGUGGAGGAGAAAGAAUUUCCAACAGAUAUUCGGCAACGGUUUGAUGCUAGUACUCAUGCACUACAGAUACUUCAUGGUCGAGAUUUAGGUGGAAAAGUGGCUAUCAUAACUGGGGCAAACUGUGGUAUAGGUUAUGAAACAGCUAGAGCUUUGGCGUAUCAUGGAUGUGAAGUGUAUUUUGCUUGCAGAAACAGAAAAAGUUCUGUGGAAGCAAUGGAACGAAUUUGUAAAGAAAGGCCUAAUUCUAUAGUUCAUUAUAUUCAUUUGGAUUUGGAAAGUUUUCAGAGCAUUGAAGAAUUUUGUGUUAAAUUUAAUCGUGAGAAAAAGCAUAUCAACAUGCUCAUACUGAAUGCAGGCACUUUUGGUCUUCCAUUUUCCAUAACAGAAGAUGGUUUUGAAACAACUUUUCAAGUUAAUCAUUUAGGUCAUUUCUAUUUAGUUAAAUUACUAACGCCUUUGUUAAUCAAAUCUGCACCUUGUAGAGUUGUAGUUUUGUCAUCAGAAAGCCACAGGCAGUCAUUUAUUACCAAAGAAAAUAUUUCUGAAGAGAGACUCUCUCCUAAAACUGGAUAUGGAUUUUUUUCAAUCACUGCUUACAAUAACUCAAAAUUAUGUAAUAUAUUGUUUUCUAAUGAAUUAAACAGACGUCUCUCAGGUUUUAAAAUAUUUUCCAAUGCUGUGCAUCCAGGUAAUCUAGUCAGCAGUUAUUUGUCUCGUAACUGGUGGCUGUACAGAUUGUUAUUUGCUUUUGUUAGACCCUUCACAAAAUCGUUGACGCAAGCAGCUGCCACGACUGUAUAUUGCGCAAUAUCAUAUGAAUUGGAAGGUGUUGGUGGCAUGUAUUUCAAUAAUUGUUACAGAUGCCGAUCUUCAAAAAGUGCAGAUGACGAAGACCUGGCAAAACUUUUGUGGGAGCUGAGUGAAAAUAUGAUUGCACGUUCUCUGGAAAACAGAAAUAAAAAGACUAAAGACAAAUGUAUUAAAUGACAUCACAUGUGUAUAUAACAUUUUAAAUAUAUUACUGAAAAUAAAAUGGUAUCAUCAA
This is a messenger RNA of Argiope bruennichi, 1606 nucleotides long. It is a transcript of the gene Wwox, whose product is annotated as WW domain-containing oxidoreductase-like. The record is from RefSeq and is a predicted model, not a curated record. Gene Ontology annotation, molecular function: protein binding. The transcript is spliced from 10 exons. Lineage: Eukaryota; Metazoa; Arthropoda; Arachnida; Araneae; Araneidae. Bases 295 to 1548 code for a protein of 417 amino acids.